Messenger RNA from Letharia lupina, 1131 nucleotides. RefSeq lists its product as uncharacterized. Gene Ontology annotation, biological process: mitochondrial respiratory chain complex IV assembly. Lineage: Eukaryota; Fungi; Ascomycota; Lecanoromycetes; Lecanorales; Parmeliaceae. The record is from RefSeq and is a predicted model, not a curated record. The transcript is spliced from 2 exons. The coding region runs from base 1 to 1131 and encodes 376 amino acids. Gene Ontology annotation, cellular component: extrinsic component of mitochondrial inner membrane.
AUGCCGCUGUCUCCCCACGACCCAGAAGCAAGAAAAGGAGCACAGUCAACGCAACCCCCAGCUUUCGUCCGCUUCGAAUGUCCUGAUUGUGGAACACCAGUGUCAUGUUCAGAAGAACAUUGGGCUGAUGAUUAUGAGUCCCAUACGGAGAUAUGUGACGUCCUUCGAGAGAUCAACGAGGAUGACCACGAUCUGCGCUCCGGACGUUUCUUCCCUGAAUUUGAGUACCCGGGCCCACAGAUGGAGGAGGCAUUGGUCAAUAUGACCAAUUGGGAUACGUACCUAUACACGCGUGAAUACAGGGCUAUCAACGAAGAAAGACCCUUACGUCAAGUAACCAAGCUCCUCACCUACCCAGUCACUAUUGGCAGUAUACUCUCCGAACUCAGCCCGUACAAUAUCCGCCGAAACGGCCGUAUCACAACCGAAGGACUGAAGUCUCUCAGCGCUCUCCGCUACACCCUACACCCUCCCCGCACCGGCGCCGACGGCACUAUAAAAGGUCUCCGUCUCAAUCCCCCUCCCGUUCGUAUCUUUAUUCUCGGAGCCCGCGCCGAAUCCUCUCUUCCUCGCGAGGUGUGGCAACAAUUAUCUUUCAUCUUUCCCCGCGUUGCUUUCCAUCUAAUCUUCAUCGGCCCAGAAUCGAUGACAAAUCGAGACGCUGAAUUUCCACUCCCGGAGCGAACGCCCGGGAACCCAUUCGGUGCCGUGGUCGAAGAUCGCAUAAGUCAUGAGAUGAAAAUCAGUACCUUUGUCGAAUACUACCAUACACUGCACCAAGCCGGGCUAUUCCACCCUUACGACCCCUACUUUGACUGCUUCGUUCUUUUUCACCCUGGUUUGGGCCAUCCGGCCAGUUCGCACGAGUGGGCAGAUACGCUCCCCCAAUUAUUGGAAACCAAAGUCCCUAUCAUCUCCACCGGUUACACAGAGUGGGACAUGGAACGAGACCGAAAAUGGGUAGAAGAUAAGGUGGGUGGAGAGAUGGACAUAUUGAUGGAGCCCGGAGAGAAUAAAUUUCGGAGCUUGAGGUGGGAUUUAAACGAGUUUGACCCAACGGAUGUAAGUUGUGGAAAUUGGGGUGUUUGGGCUUUCAGGGGGAAGAGGUAUGAAACUACGAUGAAGGAUUAG